Messenger RNA from Aspergillus brunneoviolaceus CBS 621.78, 2854 nucleotides. Its product is annotated as chloride channel protein. The transcript is spliced from 7 exons. Gene Ontology annotation, molecular function: voltage-gated chloride channel activity. The coding region runs from base 96 to 2705 and encodes 869 amino acids. Gene Ontology annotation, biological process: transmembrane transport; chloride transport. Gene Ontology annotation, cellular component: membrane; early endosome; Golgi apparatus. Lineage: Eukaryota; Fungi; Ascomycota; Eurotiomycetes; Eurotiales; Aspergillaceae. The record is from RefSeq and is a predicted model, not a curated record.
CGGAUAUCGCAGGGGAAAUCGCCAACCUUACAGCAUGGCUCGUUGCAACACGAACUGAGAUCGCAGCUACAAUACUUUAUACUUUAUGAAUCGCAAUGUCUUUACCACAUGCUGGGUCAGUUAUAGAGGCUCAGGCAUCUCCUUCGCAGUCAUAUAGCGAUGAUCCAAGCCCUCAGAGCGAACCGCCGAAUAGCGACACCUACCCACAGAGCUCCCGUGCUUCUUUAAGCGGAGGCUUACGCGAACCAAUAUCCUUCAAACGAAAACAGAAGCAGCGAUCCAGGUUCAGCCUCUCGCGCCUUUUCCCUGGUGAAUCGACAAGAGACACCGGCUUCGGCUCUCCGAAUCGCGACAGACAGCCCCCGAACGGCCACUCACUAUCGUCGCGCGACGUUUCGAACAGCAACGGAAAUGUGAACCACAAGGAUUCGGGCUUUCUGGAUUGGUAUGUGGAGGGGCCAGGUAGACGGGUAGGAUAUGACGACCUUACGGCAAUCGAUUGGAUUUUUGAAUACACAAAAGAGCGACAAAGAAAACGACUGCUCUACGCAAAUGGACAGGGACUUGUUGGAUAUGCGCGCAAAAUACUGGAUGCAAGCAAUGUUUGGAUUGUGUUGAUCGCGACGGGAAUUCUUGUUGGCAUCAUCGCCGCCUGCAUCGAUGUCUCAAGUGACUGGCUAGCCGAUCUCAAAACUGGCUAUUGUAGGAACGGGGCAGGAGGAGGUAGGUUCUAUCUGAAUCGGAGCUUCUGCUGCUGGGGGCAUGAUGACAUUAAUAAUUGUUUGGAUUGGACGCCUUGGAGAAAAGCCCUAGGAGUCACUUCACGCGGUGGCGGCUAUGCCGUUGAAUAUGUUUUUUAUAUUCUCUACUCUAUGUUCUUCGCCGUCUGCGCAUGUGUCCUAGUCAGGACAUACGCCAUAUAUGCUAAGCACAGUGGUAUCCCCGAGAUCAAGACCGUUCUUGGCGGUUUUGUCAUUAGACACUUCAUGGGGCCUUGGACCCUCGCUAUCAAAUCUUUGGGCUUGUGCUUGGCUGUCGCAUCUGGUAUGUGGCUUGGCAAAGAGGGACCUCUUGUCCAUGUCGCGUGUUGCUGUGCGAGUUUGAUAAUGAAGCCAUUUCAUAGUCUCAAUCACAACGAAGCGAGGAAACGAGAGGUCCUUUCCGCUGCCGCCGCUGCCGGGAUUUCUGUGGCCUUCGGAGCGCCCAUCGGAGGUGUUCUAUUUAGCUUGGAGCAACUAAGCUAUUACUUUCCCGACAAGACUAUGUGGCAGAGCUUCGUAUGUGCCAUGGUUGCCUCUGUGACCUUGCAUGCGCUCGACCCAUUCCGCACCGGCAAUAUAGUUCUCUACCAAGUCAAGUACACGCAUGGGUGGCACCGCUUUGAAAUUAUCCCAUUCGUCAUACUUGGUAUCGUCGGAGGAAUUUAUGGAGCCUUUUUCAUCCGACUGAACAUGAAGGUAGCCAAUUGGCGGCGUUCCCUACGUGUCCCCCGACCGAUUCUGGAGGUAUCCGCUGUAGCUCUUCUGAGUUCAUUGAUCAACUUUCCAAAUCUUUUCAUGAAAGCUCAGAACUCGGAGCUCGUGCAUUCUCUAUUUGCGGAAUGUAGCACCGGGACUGAAGAUCCGUUCGGCUUCUGUAAGGUUGGUGCGGUAUCGGCUAGUACGGUUGCUCUUCUGCUGGGAGCUGCUAUUCUUGGCUUUUUCCUCGCAUCGAUUACCUUUGGGUUGGACAUCCCUGCUGGCAUAAUCCUUCCCUCAAUUGCCAUUGGCGCUCUCUAUGGCCGGGCUCUCGGCAUCGUCUUUCGGAUGUGGCAGCAAGCUUUCCCUAAAUUCUUCCUGUUUGGCAGUUGCGAGCCGGAUGUACAGUGCGUGACUCCAGGGAUAUAUGCUAUCAUUGGAGCAGCUUCAGCCCUCGGCGGCGCCACCAGAAUGACCGUGUCGAUUGUGGUCAUCAUGUUCGAACUCACAGGUGCUCUAACCUACGUCAUUCCCAUCAUGAUUGCAGUCAUGCUGUCCAAAUGGUGUGGUGAUAUCUUCGGGAAGCGUGGUAUCUACGAGUCUUGGAUUCAACUCAAGGAAUAUCCGUUCCUUGAUCAUCGCGAUGACACCGCUCCACCCGAUGUGUCUGCUCAAAAAGUAAUGACGUCCAUUGAUGACCUGACAGUCAUCACUGCCGUUGGGCAUACGAUCGACAGCCUCCGCAAUCUUCUCCUGACCACGUCCUACCGUGGAUAUCCGGUUGUUACAGACAUGUCGAAUCCCGUUCUUCUGGGCUACAUCUCACGCAACGAGCUUUCCUACGCGCUGAAGUACGCAGCGUCACCUUCCGAUACUGAAUUAUUAAACACGGCGCAGGUGUUCUUUACGCACCAACCAUUCGCAGACCCAAGCGAGACCCUGGAUCUGAGGCCGUGGAUGGAUCAAACGCCGAUCACGCUCAACAGCAACACCACCUUUCUCAUUGUUCUACGAAUGUUCCAACGACUCGGUCUGCGGUACGUUCUAUUUGCCGACAGGGGUGUCCUGCAGGGCCUGCUCACCAAGAAGGAUGUUUGGUCGAUAGUCAGUGGGUCAAGCUCCCACAAGGACGAAACCCUACUUGAGCGAACUUUCACUCAGCCAAGUGCCGCGGAGGAAGUUGGCUUACUUGGUGAUGAUGACGGCACAAGUCUUGCCAGCUCCAUUGAGCGGCGGCAAUCUCUGUAAAAUGACGCAGGAAAACACCGGGCGCAAUGAUUUACAUGAUAUGUGACUUCGCUUUAUGGACGGAGCCAGGCUUAAGUAUCUAUCUAUUUUUUGAAUACUUCUCUGCACAUGUUGCUGUAAUCUUAGACUUUUUCAUGAUUGGUGUGGUC